UCCAUUUCGCAUUUUUUCGACGAUCGAUCAACCGAUCGAGACGAGAACGAUGUUGUCCAAGGCACGCGUGCUGCUCAACCGAUCUGUGGCCAAGCACUUGGCCUCCCAAUUCCGCUCGGUACACAUUUCCGAGGCGAACGUUCUGCCUACGGAGGUGAAUCGAGAGUCGCCAGAAUUCAAGGAAAACCAUGGCCAGAUGAACGAUCUGGUGCAGAACUUGAAGCGCAUCACGGAGGAUGUGCUUUCGGGUGGCGGAUCGGAGGCGAUCAACCGGCACACCUCCAAGGGCAAGCUGUUGGCACGAGAUCGCAUCAAUCGUCUCGUCGACCCGGGCUCACCGUUUCUCGAACUGUCGGCACUGGCCGCACACGGAAUGUACGGCAAGGACGUGGUCAACUCGGCCGGCAUCGUGACCGGAGUUGGACGCGUACAGGGCGUGGACUGUGUGAUCGUAGCGAACGAUGCGACGGUUAAAGGGGGCACCUAUUACCCGGUGACGGUGAAGAAACAUCUGCGCGCCCAAGAGGUGGCCCAGGAAAACAAUCUGCCCUGCAUCUAUCUGGUCGAUUCGGGCGGUGCCAAUUUGCCGCGGCAAGCGGAAGUGUUUCCGGACAAGAUGCACUUUGGGCGAAUUUUCUACAACCAAGCCAACAUGUCGGCACGGGGCAUCCCGCAGAUUGCGGUCGUUAUGGGCAGCUGUACGGCCGGCGGCGCAUACGUGCCGGCCAUGGCCGACGAAAGCAUCAUUGUGAAAGGGCAGGGAACAAUCUUCCUGGCCGGUCCACCGUUGGUGAAGGCCGCUACCGGCGAGGUGGUGUCGGCCGAGGACCUCGGUGGGGCCGAUCUUCACUGUCGCACGUCGGGCGUUACCGACCACUACGCGGUGGACGACGAGCACGCGCUUCAUCUGGCACGGCAGGUCGUGAAGAAUCUGAAUCGCCCCGGCGCGGCUGAGUACGACGAGCUGGCCAGCAGCAGCACGGCCACGAUGAUGGCUCACGAUGGGCUGACGUUCGGAAGCGCCCCAGAAUCGCCACGCUAUCCGGCCACCGAUCUGUACGGUAUCGUUGGGUCGAACCUCACGAAAAGUUUCGAUGUGCGCGAAGUGAUUGCCCGCAUCGUUGACGGGAGCCGAUUUACAGAGUUUAAAAAGUUCUACGGUGAAACGAUCGUGUGCGGAUACGCGCGGCUGUACGGGCAACUCGUCGGGAUUGUCGGCAACAAUGGAGUCCUGUUUUCGGAGAGUGCCCUCAAGGGGGCUCACUUCAUUCAGCUGUGUGCCCAAAAGCGCAUUCCGCUGCUGUUCCUCCAGAACAUCACCGGCUUCAUGGUGGGCCGGGAAGCCGAAGCCGGUGGUAUUGCCAAGAAUGGAGCCAAAAUGGUGACGGCGGUGGCGUGCGCCAACGUGCCGAAGCUAACGCUCAUCAUUGGCGGCUCGUACGGGGCCGGAAACUAUGGCAUGUGCGGCCGAGCGUAUUCGCCCCGCUUCCUGUACAUGUGGCCCAACAGUCGCAUUUCGGUGAUGGGUGGCUCGCAGGCGGCCGGUGUGCUGGCGCAAAUUACCGAGGAGCAGUACCGCCGUACCGGGCGCGAAUGGACCGAGGAGAUCGGCAACCGCAUCAAGGAACCGAUCGUGCAGCAGUUCGAGGCGGAGGGCUCACCGUACUACAGCACGGCUCGGCUGUGGGACGAUGGCAUUAUCGAUCCGGUAGACACGCGCCGUGUGCUCGGGUUGAGCUUACAGGCCGCACUCAACCAACUGAUCGGCGAAACCCGGUUCGGUGUCUUCCGAAUGUAGAAAGCUAAAGUGAGAUGCCAUAUUCGAUCUGACCGCUAAGGAUCACCAGCGAAAACCAGAGGGUUGCAUUUAUCUAGCGAUUAAGCACAGCGGAUUCGACUCCUAAUUCGAAGCAAUACAGGUCACGGAAUGCGGGUGGCGACGGUGAUGACUACGGAUUUCCUCCCAGAGAUACACUGCAUUUAAUGCAUUCCAUGCGACGUUUAACGAUCGGCAUCUAUCCUCUAUAGAAUAUUUUUCUAGAAAAGCAUUUACUAAGGUUGUCUCGUUUCAAAAUAACGUUGCCAAUAAAAUUUUAAAACAUGUC
Molecule: messenger RNA, 2105 nt
Organism: Anopheles cruzii
Lineage: Eukaryota; Metazoa; Arthropoda; Insecta; Diptera; Culicidae
Gene: Mccc2
Product: probable methylcrotonoyl-CoA carboxylase beta chain, mitochondrial
Exons: 2
Coding region: 50-1798 (582 amino acids)
Biological process (GO): L-leucine catabolic process
Cellular component (GO): methylcrotonoyl-CoA carboxylase complex; mitochondrion
Molecular function (GO): methylcrotonoyl-CoA carboxylase activity
Source: RefSeq, a predicted model, not a curated record